Seriola dumerili (greater amberjack) is the source of this 2013-nucleotide messenger RNA. It is a transcript of the gene cunh11orf87, whose product is annotated as chromosome unknown C11orf87 homolog. NCBI's taxonomy places the organism in Eukaryota, Metazoa, Chordata, Actinopteri, Carangiformes, Carangidae. The record is from RefSeq and is a predicted model, not a curated record. The transcript has 2 exons. The coding region runs from base 401 to 829 and encodes 142 amino acids.
AGGGACGCUUUUCUAGGAAAACCAGAACACAGCUCUAUUCUAAUCGCAUUUUUAAAACCCACUUUGACGCCCACUGAGGGAUUUUUGCCCCCGGUGCGUAUAGCAUUCACCUGAGAAAGUGCUGUCCUGGAUGCAGACUGAGCGGAUUGCGGCAAUCAAAGUGUCCUGGAUGAUCGGAGCUCAGCAGCAGCAGCAGCAGCAGCAUCACAUUGUAUGAAAUACGUCACCACGAUCCAGUUUUCCCAUUUACACAUAUCGUCUCUCCACUCACGGACUGUUCCCCUUACUGACUAUUUCACCAGGUAACCACAUGCGCGGGCCGGUGUCACCGCGCUGAGCCCGGAGAGCACGAAGGGUACUGGGGUCAGAGAGACAAAAGUGGACCGGGAAGGUGGACCGGAUGACAGCCAGAACCUCUGAGGCCUCGGGACUGUCGGUGCCGCUGCACCGCUGUAACGGGGUUCUCCAGGCCAACAACGGCACCUGCGCGGAGCAGCUCAGCCUCUUUCCGCCGUUCUCCUCCACCCUCGCGCUCCUCGUGCUGGUGGCCGUGCUCGUGGGGAUCAUCCUCGUUUCCCUGGCAACGUUCCACUUCCACAAGAGGAAGCUCCGGAAUAGGAAGAUCCAGCGCGCGCAGGAGGAAUACGAGCGCGACAGUCGCAGCCCCGCGCGCGCCGGGGCGAGCGGGGAGCCCGCGAGGCCGUGCGUCAUCGUCCGACCGGUGAGAUGUGAGGAGAAGCUCUCGUGCCAGAGCACGGACAGCGGGGACGUCACCGCAGCGGCUGAGGACAAACAGGCGCUGCACGAGACGGUUCCCCUUGACUGUUAACUUAGUGCAACUUCAGGGAAUGAGACUGUGGAAUUAACAGGAAAAGCAAUAAGGCACAAAGAACUCCCACACCCAUCUCUGCUGCUUGUAGACUUAGAAACAGCAGGAAAAAAUAAAUGCAGAAUACUCAGCAGAACAGUAGGCCUAGAGGUAACACUAGUACUACAUUGGCAAAUACCAGACGGGUGACAAAUUAAAGGAAAAACCUGAACAAAUGAGUGGAGAAACACAACAAAUGUAGAUGCUUCCACACAGGUGCACUGCAUGGUACAAGUAAGCAAUUCACAUCCAAUCAAGCUCUGUGGCAUGUAUAAAAAUGCUGAGCAGACACAGUUGAUUCUGAUUUUGUAUCAAGAUGACAAGAGGUAAAGAUCUAAGUGACUUUGAAAGAGGGUUUAUUGUUGGGGCAAGGAUGGCAGGAGCUUCAGUCACAAAGACUGCUCAACUGGCCAGUGUUUCAAUCGGAACAGUGACUAAAGUGACAUCUGCAUUUAGCUCUUUGGGAAAGACAUCAGUAAGUAGGGUUGGAAAUUGUGGUCGACAGCGCACAUUUGAUGACCGUGAUGCACGUGCAUUAGUGCGAUAUGUAAGGAAAAACAGAACAGCAACUCUUCCUCAGGUGACCGAGAUUGUCAAUGCAGGACGUGGUCAGACUGUGUCAGCAAGAACAGUCCGUCGACAGUUGCAUAGAGAGGGAUAUAGUAAGAUUGCAGUGCAGAAACCCCUCAUUACAAAGACGAAUGCACAUUUGAGAGUUCAGUGGUGCAAAAACCAUCAGCACUGGUCUGUAGAGAUGUGGAAAAAAGUGAUAUGGUCAGAUGAGUCAUUCUUCACCAUAUUCUCCACAGGUGGGCGAGUGAAUGAGUGGCAUACACCAAGAGAAAGGUACAGGCCAGAAUUCUUGACCCCUUUAGAGGGGAGAUCCGGUGGCUCUCUUAUGAUGUGGGGGGCAUUUUGCUGGCAUGGUUUGGGUCCACUUGUCACCUUAGAGGGAAGGGUCAAUGAAAAUCAAUACAAAGUUGUUCUGAGUGAUCACCUUUAUCCUAUGAUGAAACAUUUCUAUCCUGAUGGGAGUGGUCUCUUCCAGGUUGACAAUGCCAUUCAUAGGGCACAAGAGGUCACUGAAUGGUUUGAGGAGCAUGAAAAUGAUGUGAAUCAUAUGCCAUGGCCUCCACAGUCACCAG